AUGAGACCGUUAAAUCCAACUCAGCCUAGGAUCCUUCCACGGGUCAACACGAACAGUGAAGAUAACUUCAAUCACCUGUGUUCUACUUCUGAUGAGAAUGUCAGUUAUCCAACCAGAAAUGGCACUGCCGGCUCUUCCGUUGCGUUAAAUGACAGUUUCGGCAUGUCGAGCGACGUGUCCGCAACGACCGCUCUCGCCAGGGGCAACUCAGCUCAGAAACAAAGACAUGAGCGACGGGGUCACACAAAGAGUCGCCGCGGGUGUUACAACUGCAAGAAACGUCGCAUUAAGUGUCAAGAAACGCUUCCGGCUUGCGCACACUGUACAAAGACGGGACUGAAGUGUGAAUAUCCGGCAGUUCCCCAAGUAAUACACCAACCGCAGCAUCAGGUCCCGCUGUUCAGCCUACAGGAUAUGCGGUUCUUCCAGCAUUUCCUGUUGGCGUGCUUUCCCCAUCAGCCGAUAGGGAACGAAUACAUAUGGACUCACGAGAUCCCAUGUCUAUCACAAAAUUACGAGUAUCUCAUGCACGCGAUAUUAGGCCUCGCGGCGUCGGAUCUUAUGUCGCAGGACCCAAGUCUGGUCACCUUCGCGAUGUCGCACCGGCUGAAGGCAAUCAAGGCGAUUAAUAAGACGUUGAGCAAUGUCCCAAAGUCAAAUACCUUCGAGGAAGGUAAUGCACUUAUUGCAACCUGCUUCGCACUGACCUUCCAGUCCGUGGUCCUCGAAGACGGGAUGGCCGAAUUCAUGACCUUCUGCCGUGGUAUUAUACUUGUGGCGAUCCAGAUGUGGAAGUGCAACACUAAAUUCCUCUUCCACAAUCUCCACGAGAACGAGCCCGCCGCGCUCCUCCGCCCCUUCAUAGAAGCACUGCCCCCUAUCCGCCGCGACUGGGUCGACAUGGCUGUCUCCAGCAUCCGGGGGUUAGAACCCCUAUGCGGACACGAGGUCGAGUCCGAGUACUACCGCCUGCUCCUGGACAUGGCCACAGCCCUGCGCGAGUCGGCUUUCCGCGCCUACGAGAUCCUGUGCAAGCACUACGGGUGGUGGAUCCAGCUGCCGCACGCGCAGUUCCAGCGGCUCGUCGACCCGGAGAGCCAGACCUGCACGCUGCUCGCCGCGCACUGGAUCGCGGUCAAGCAGAUCAUGGCUCCGGUAACCGAGACCGAGCACCGGCUGCGCGCGCGCGAGCCGCAGUUCCAGCAACAGCAGGAAGGCGGGGACGAGAACAAGAAGGACGGCAGUAUGAAUCGAGGAAUGGUCCGAUGGCUCAGAUACCUCAACCGCCAGGUCGACGCCGAGCAUCGGCGCUACAAUGACUGGCCCGUAUGGGUCGUGGAGCAGCUCGACAGGGACCCGACGUUCUUCGGGAAGACGUUGCGUUGA
Messenger RNA from Daldinia caldariorum, 1386 nucleotides. RefSeq lists its product as uncharacterized. NCBI's taxonomy places the organism in Eukaryota, Fungi, Ascomycota, Sordariomycetes, Xylariales, Hypoxylaceae. Gene Ontology annotation, molecular function: zinc ion binding; DNA-binding transcription activator activity, RNA polymerase II-specific. Gene Ontology annotation, biological process: regulation of transcription by RNA polymerase II. Bases 1 to 1386 code for a protein of 461 amino acids. The transcript has 5 exons. The record is from RefSeq and is a predicted model, not a curated record.